AUGAAUUAAUAAGACGAGGAUCCUAAAUAUUAGUAGCCUCACGAACAACGGAUAAAUUCUUAUUUGAAAAAACCUGUCAAAUUGACCUAAUUGGAUCCGGAGAUAAUGAAGGCAUAUUCAGAGUAGAUUGGAAAAAAUCCUCAAUAGGCUAUGCCAAAAUUGUCGUGGUGGCAAUAAUUCUUGCUUAGACCUGAUAUUAGAAAGAAGUACAAUUCAUAUAGAAGAUUUUCGAAGGAAACAUUACCUAUGUUGGUCUUUGUAGUAUUUUCAACUGGAGUAUUGAUAAAAAUGGAAGGACAGUAUGAUAAGAUGAAGUAGAAAGUAUAAAGCUCAAAGACUCUAAAGGAAAUUGAGAUUGAAUAAGAGGAUGCUUAUAUUAGAGCAGCCUUGGAAGGAAAGAAAAUAAAUUUGGACGUAACAAUUUAAGAGCCAAGAAAGGAACAAAGGUACAAGUUUGAAGACGAUGAUGAUGAUCAAAAUUUACCUGGGUUCGAUACCUAGGAUGACUUUUAUGAGGGAUUAGCAAAAGAGGCCAAGUAAGGAGGCAACAUUCCUCAGGAAUAUUAGCAAUAAUAUUUGGAAUAUUAGUUCAGAAAGAAGAAGGGAGAUGAUGAAUAAUAGAAGUCUAAGUUUGAUUUAUGAUAUAUAAUUGUAUUUAUUUAUAAUCAAAGCAACCAAUAUACAAUGAGAA
This is a messenger RNA of Paramecium tetraurelia, 691 nucleotides long. RefSeq lists its product as uncharacterized. The record is from RefSeq and is a predicted model, not a curated record. The transcript has 3 exons. Lineage: Eukaryota; Ciliophora; Oligohymenophorea; Peniculida; Parameciidae.